This is a messenger RNA of Panicum virgatum (switchgrass), 1300 nucleotides long. RefSeq lists its product as uncharacterized. The coding region runs from base 178 to 1080 and encodes 300 amino acids. NCBI's taxonomy places the organism in Eukaryota, Viridiplantae, Streptophyta, Magnoliopsida, Poales, Poaceae. The transcript is spliced from 6 exons. The record is from RefSeq and is a predicted model, not a curated record.
GGAAGAAGCUGGAGCCUCUGGAGACCUACGUUCCGGCUGUGCUGCUGACUAUCGACCAGUUCGUUGAUCUAGAGAAAUCCUUAGAAUUUGAGAAGCCAAGGUUUGACGAGACCAGAUCAUUACUUCGCUCCGGACCAGCAUCAUCUCUACGAAUCAACAUUCGGGCAGUGGCACAAUAUGCUGACAGUACUGGUCAAGGCAAAGCUGCAUCAGACGCUGUGGACGAAUGCUUACGACACCAUGUUGACUCGGCGAAGAACAAGACGGUACGACCGUCGUGGUACGCGGCGGAGAAGAAGAUGGUGCAAGGCGACGGCGAGGCCCAGCGUCGGGAGCGCGAUGGCGGCGCCGGGAGAUAGCACAGCAGCGCCUCGGGCUCGACGCGGAUGUCGCAUGGCUCCGCCUCGCCGCGGCCAGGAUGAAGGGCGGCGUCGGGGACGACAGCGGAAGUGGCCGGCGCUCGAGGCGGACUUUGGCUGCCACUGUCGGCGGCGACGGAGCUCCAACGCCGAGGACUCCCCCAUCUCCGUUCUCUCCGACAAGCUCCUCCUUGAGUACCUCGCCAGCUCGCCUGCGUGCUCCCGCCGCCCAGGGAGGAAGAGGCCCCCGACCUCAGGACACUGGCCAAGGGAGGAGCAGCGCCGGGAGGGAGCCGGACGGAGGAAGCUGGCGGCAGACGGCAGGCGAGCUGCAGGAGCAGCGCUGACGGAGCCACGGAGUAAGCUGGCAGCAGGCGAGCAGCAGGAGCGGCGUCGAGAGGAACAAGUCCCGAUCCGUUUUUUUUUUUUUUUGCCAUCCCGUUCGGCAGCAGGAGAGGGAAAGAAUAGAGCAUUGGAAGAUCUCGACUCGCUGCUACUACAUGCAUCACGGAAUGACCCUACUGCAUCUGUUGAGACCAUGAGGAGCAAGAUCAGUGUUGCCCUUGGAGCAUUGGACAAUCUCUUGCAAACUGUGCCAUCUGCGGUCCUGGAUAAAGGAAAGGCGAUUGCUGAUGCAUAUCGGACUCCCGCAGAUGAUUAUGUUGAGGAAAAUGCUGCCGAGUUGGAUCCCAAGCUGAAAGAGUUGGAGGAUAUUCUUUAAGCUUGAAUUUUGUUAAAUCCAAUACUAACUACUUCCAGCGAUGCGACUAUAUUGUAGAGUGAAAUUUAGAGAGAGGGUAUCGGUACAUCAAUUUCUUUUUUUGUAAUACUUCCUUAUGUUUAUAAUAUACUUGUUUACGUAAUCAAAUUGUCUGAAUGGUAAAUUUAUAUGGAUAAAUUUCUGAUGGCUGCAACCUAUAUGUGCAGCCAGGGGAAGAUCA